Molecule: messenger RNA, 1264 nt
Organism: Aspergillus ochraceoroseus IBT 24754
Lineage: Eukaryota; Fungi; Ascomycota; Eurotiomycetes; Eurotiales; Aspergillaceae
Product: alpha/beta hydrolase
Exons: 3
Coding region: 180-1217 (345 amino acids)
Molecular function (GO): hydrolase activity
Source: RefSeq, a predicted model, not a curated record
AGUGAACAUACAUAGUUAUUUCUAAGCGAAACUGCCCUAAGAUAACUAGAUACGUCCCCGGAUCCCGAGCCCCCGGAGGGCGGCGGAUGCGGCAGGCAGCCUAUUUACAUAUUUACUUGGCCAAUGGAUGGCCCAUCUAACCAAGUCGUCGUUAGUAGCACCGAAACAGAUCCCAAAUCAUGGCAUACGAAGAUCCAGAAACCUGGCUGCAGCUGGGCGAAAUCGAUCCCGAGCUGUCGGAGCUGAUCGCCAACGGUAUCGGCCCUCGCUUCGACAAAGACUAUCGGGUGGAGAGCAUCGCACCAACCCGCUUACAAUGGGAUCCUCUUUACAAGGAGGCUGCCAGGAAGGCUCUACUGAGCCCUACAAUCACAAAUGUCACACACUCCACGAUCGAGAUCCCGCUGCGGGAUGGGACGACGGCGAGGACCCUGGUAUAUCAGCCCAAGCAGCAGCCCCCGGGUGCUCGUCGUCCCUUGGUCGUUCUCUUCCACGGCGGCGGCUUUUGCUUUGGGUGUCCUGAGAUGGAGGCCCGGAACUGUAUCGAGGCCGUCCAGCAGUACGGCGCUGUGGCACUGAGUGUCGAGUAUCGUCUGGCUCCGGAACAUAAGUUUCCCACAGCGGUCGAGGACUCGUGGGAUGCGCUGAAAUGGAUUUCCUCAAACACGGAGAGCUUGAAUGCCGACGCCAGCGCCGGAUUCAUCGUUGGCGGCACCUCCGCCGGGGGGAACAUCGCGGCCAUCUUAUCGCAUCUCGCGCGCGACGAGAAGCUCCCGCACGCGAUCACGAUCACGGGCCUCUGGCUUAAUAUCCCCCUCCUCCUGAACCCAGAGGUUGUUCCCGAGCAAUACCGACCGAUGUACCUCAGCCGCGAACAGAACCGGAAUGCGCCAAUUCUCCCCGAAGCCGCCAUGCGCAUGUACGGCGAGGCAUACCAGCCCGAUCUGGCAUCGCAUCUGUGGUCUCCAUUCAACUGGCCCACCGGACACCAGGGUCUUCCGCGAACCUACUUCCAGAUCUGUGGGAUGGAUGUCCUCCGCGACGAAGCGUUAAUCUAUGAACGGGUGCUGCGCAGCGAGUGUGGAGUGCCCACGCGGGUGGAUUUGUAUGCGGGGCUGCCGCAUGUGUUUUAUGCCAACUUUCCGCAGCACCGACGGAGUGGGUUAUACUUGAACGAUACGAUGCGUGGGUUUGGGUGGCUUUUGGAAGCUCUUUAGAAACCCCCAAUAGAUUAGGUUAGGGUUAGGGUUAGGUUAGGGUUAGG